Molecule: messenger RNA, 793 nt
Organism: Solanum dulcamara
Lineage: Eukaryota; Viridiplantae; Streptophyta; Magnoliopsida; Solanales; Solanaceae
Exons: 4
Coding region: 145-534 (129 amino acids)
Biological process (GO): endoplasmic reticulum to Golgi vesicle-mediated transport; intracellular protein transport
Cellular component (GO): endoplasmic reticulum; endoplasmic reticulum membrane
Source: RefSeq, a predicted model, not a curated record
UUUCCUACAGUAAGCCUCGAUUAGAUUUGAGAAGUAGCUUCUUCAAACUUGUCAAGUAAGAAGUACCGCUGUGUGAAACCAAAACCACCAAAAUUCUACCAUAAGAAGAAUAACAUCUUCAGAAGCAACAAAGAUUCAGAGAAAAUGGCGUUACAGUGGAUGAUUUUGACGUACGUAGUAGCAGCAGAGGCUGCCAUAGCAAUUCUCCUGACAUUGCCAUCUCCAAAAGCACUCAAAUCUCGUUUCGUUUCCCUAAUUUCACUCGCUCUUCAGCCUUCUCUAUUCAUAAUCCCCUUUGCCGGUUUUCAGCUCCUUGAUAUAUAUUGGAAGAAUGAGCAUCGGUUGAUGUGCACCGGUGAGAUCUGUACUGCUGCUGAGAGAGACCGCUAUGAGAGAUCGAUCUACAAGGCUCAAAGAAAUGCUAUUCUGUGUGUAGCAGCAUGCCUUCUGUACUGGUGUAUCUAUCGUGUCUGCAAGUACCACAAGGAGAUUCAGAGAGUUGAGGUGGUGGAAAAGAGACUCAAAGACGAGUAGGUCUUUUAGGCUGCAGCUCUUCCAGUAGUAUUUGAGAUCUAGUUGUAGCAUAGCUCAAACAGUUCCCUUAGUACUUUGUAAUGUGAUAUGAAUCUUGUGUUUCGCUUUGCUACUGCCAUCUAAUGGCAUUGCUUUUGUUAGGUUUUUGUGUGCUCCUCCUCCACGAGGUGGUUCUUUUUUAUUCGAAAAACAUAAAUGUAAGUGGUUGUUACCACAGUCACCUAUAUACAUUCUACUACUAUCUACUUUUAUCUUCUCA